GCCAAGAUGACUGCAGUUGGAAUAACAGAAAAUGUAAAAGGUGAUAUUAAAAAAUUUGAAAUCUGGUAUAAUGCAAGGGAAGAAGUUUACAUAAUACAGGCUGCAACUCCUGAAAUCAAAGCUACCUGGGUAAAUGAAAUUAGAAAAGUAUUAACCAGCCAAUUACAGGCUUGCAGGCAAGCUAGCCAGCAUAAAGCUGUUGAACAUACUCAGAGUUUACCUUUAUCUCUCUCAGCUAACACCAGCCCUCCAAAAAAUGAGGGAAGGCACUUGAGAAAACAAGAAAUGAGAAAUGCAGACAGUCCAGAUGGUUCUGUCAGUUCAGUAGCAUCAAAGAAUCUUGAAAAAAGCAAAGGUUGGUCCAAAAUAUCUCAAUCUCUUGAUGCUUCUGAAGAAAAUGAUGGUUGGUCUAGUGCAGAAGAUCCACUUAAUUCAUCAGAUGCAGAAGAAGAGGGAAAGGGAGAAAAGAAAUUGAUUCCUGGUAUCUGCGGAACUUGAGCACAAACAAAGAAGGGUGGGUCCCUAUCAACAUUCUGAUACCAUUACUCAGUAACUCCAAAUCUGCUUUCUCUCUCAGCAGCUCAGGUAA
Molecule: messenger RNA, 589 nt
Organism: Pseudonaja textilis
Lineage: Eukaryota; Metazoa; Chordata; Lepidosauria; Squamata; Elapidae
Source: RefSeq, a predicted model, not a curated record